Cimex lectularius (bed bug) is the source of this 10821-nucleotide messenger RNA. RefSeq names its product hemicentin-1-like. Gene Ontology annotation, cellular component: plasma membrane; axon; neuronal cell body. The transcript has 51 exons. The coding region runs from base 116 to 10591 and encodes 3491 amino acids. Gene Ontology annotation, molecular function: axon guidance receptor activity. Gene Ontology annotation, biological process: synapse organization; homophilic cell-cell adhesion. The record is from RefSeq and is a predicted model, not a curated record. NCBI's taxonomy places the organism in Eukaryota, Metazoa, Arthropoda, Insecta, Hemiptera, Cimicidae.
UGUUUAGUCUUAUCUUGGUAUUGCAACUUAAAAUAAUGUUAGAAUAUACCCUGUCAGUAUAAUAUUUUAGCUAAAACAGUACUGUUAGAAUUUUUUUUUUUUAGCCGUGAUAAAUAUGAAGUACUUGAUUAUUUUGAGUGCUGUUUGUUUUGUCUUUCUUCUUUGUGAUAUUUAUGUGCACCAUCAAGAAAAGUGGAAUGCCAGGAAGCGUAAAAGGAGAGACAUUUUGACUGAGUUAAAAAAGUUAGAUAACAAUGAAGAUAUGUGGAAUUUGCUAACAAAAAAAAGUUCGGAUAGGAAGGAAAGCCAUGAAAGUGAAAUUCAAGAUUAUGAUUAUGAAACACAAAAUUCAGAUUACGAAAACACCUGGACUGAUGAAACUCCUAAAGAAGAACCAACGCUGAGUUCAAAUGGAGGUGUACAACAGAUGACUGAAACUGCAUACACAAAAAUAACCACUUCAUUCAUUACCUCUUUGAAAAACAAAAUAACUACAGAAACACCAUCCACAGAAAAAAAUAAAAUUUUGGUAAUGGAAUCAACUGACACUAACAUAGAAUUUACUUCAACUGAUUUUACACCUUCGCCCACUAAAAUUAAAGAUCAACUAUCAUUCCCAACUACAAAGAGUAAUAAAAUCAUUCCUUUGUUUUCUCAACCAGAAACCAGUCUAACAACACAAUCUUCAAUAUCUACUACAGUCAUGAACAACAUUCUCACAUCUACAAAUCUGAUAACCAGUACCACAAAAUUUCCAAAAACAGAAACAACUACAGCACAACUUCCAAAAACAGACACCACUACAACCCAAUUUCCAAAAACAGAAACUACAACACAACUUCCAAAAAAACAAACAGCUACAAUAAAACCUCCAAAAACAGAAACAACUACAACACAACUUCCAAAAACGGAAACAACUACAACACAACUUCCAACAACAGAAACCACUAUAACUCAAGUUCCAAAAACAGAAACCACUACAACACUACUUCUAAAAACAGAAACAACUGCAACACAACUUCCAAAAACAGAAACAACUACAAUAAAGCUUCCAAAAACAGAAACAACUUCUACACAACUGCCAAAAACAGAAACAAGUACUACAAAAUUUCCAAAAACAGAAACCACUACUACACAGCUUCCAAAAACAGAAACAACUACAGCACAACUACCAAAAACAGACACCACUACAACCCAAUUUCCAAAAACAGAAACAACUACAACACAACUUCCAAAAAUGGAAACAACUACAACACAACUUCCAAAAAAACAAACAACUACAAUAAAACCUCCAAAAACAGAAACAACUACAACCAAACUUCCAAAAACGGAAACAACUAUAAUACAACUUCCUAAAACAGAAACCACUCCAACAAAACCUACAAAAACAAAAACCACUACAACAAAGCCUCCAAAAACAACCACUACAAGAAAACCUCCAAAAACAAAAAUCACUACCACAAAACAAUUGUUUUCAACAAUUUAUAAGACAACUGUAACAUAUCCAAAAAUUGUGACUGCUACAACAAAACCUUCAAAAAUAGAGACCAUUACAACACAAAUCCCAAAAACAGAAACCACUGUAACCAAACCGUUUAAUGCUAGAACCACUACAGCUAAACAAUUAUCUCCAACAAUUUAUAAGACAACUCUUACAUAUCCAAAAACAGAAACAACAAAACAACUGUCUAACACCAUUACUAGACCAGAACAAACAACAAAACAACUACCAUCUACAGCCAUUACAACAACUCCAACAUCAUUAACUACUGCAAAACAAAUAAAUAUGUCUAAACCAAAAGUGUGUGACAUAUUUAACUGUAGUCCUACUAAACCCAAACCCAAAUAUUACCCAAAUUUGCCUCCCAUUUCCACGGUUUCAACUCCGUCUAAAAGUGAAGACAAUUUGUUUUUAAAAGAAAAACUGUUUAUAAUACCAGAAGAUAGCCAUCAGUUUACCAACAAACCAAAUAAUGUAACAUAUAAAUCAGUAGACAAUAGAAAUAUUGAUGAACCGCCCAAGUACGUCUAUGUUUUUGGCCAUUUCUUCCCAAUUUGCUUUACUUUUAACCAUACUAAAGGAAUAAGAGGACAUGACAAAUGUGCUUAUCUAUCAGAGACUAGUUUUCAAAUAAUUCCAAUAAGUAGUGUGUACCCUAGAGAAAAAUCUAUCCCUAAAGUUACCAUCCCAAGUCAAGGCUUUGACCCGAAGAAGUUUUUCUUUAUUCCUCAAGAAAAACAAAAACCACUGGAAGUAAAGCAACCACCCUUUCAAUUUGAAAGGUUGUAUCCAACUCAUACUAAUUAUUACACUACAAUGCUUCCACCUGUGACACGACAAAACAUUGAUUUUGUGUUUUCACCAGAGAGAUUCCACCCGAUUGAAUCAAUUUCAAGUACCAAAGACAAUCAGCCUUCACACAUAGUUUUAACAGCCCCCCAUGAUCAUGCACAGAAACACAGUUCUUCUAGUAGGCCAAAUGGAAAUCAUGGUCCAGGACAUUUCACACAAUUUCAUUUAGUAAUGAAUGAACGACGAUUAGAUUCACGCCCAGAAGAAAGAGUUGACUUUGAACAAUUACCUCCAAAUAAAUACAUAAUUAUUGAAAACCCUGUCUUGCCGUUUUUCAAAUUACCAAUUACUUUAACUGAAGUGACAAAAGAACCAAAAUAUCAUGAAAAAAUGAAAAAGGAGAUGACUAAAAUAUCUUGUUUGAAAUGUGAUAGCACUGAAAAAAAGAUUUUAACUUCUAAAGCAGUGUUGGAAAUGCCGAAUGUCAGAAAUCAAGUCUACAAAUUUAGCAUAGAUGGGAAGACACUCUUACCUAAAAAUGAAUUUGUUCCUGUUCAAAAGCCACUUCAUUUUUAUGGCAAGGUGUUCAACCACUUCCAAGAGCAGGUGAGCUCCAAGGUGUCACUUCAUCCAGUUGAAGACAAAAUAAUACACAAUCCAGCAUUGGGAAGAUGGAAAAGGUCGAUUGAUGAAAUAGACAAUGCUGUUUCUCUUGUAUUCGUUUUUGAUACUACAGGUUCUAUGUCAACAGAACUUCAUCUUGUAAAAGAAAGUGCAAUGAAAAUUACUAGUGAUUUAUUGAAUAAAUCAGAUAUUAAAAUUCACGAUUUUAUUUUUGUUCCUUUUAAUGAUUUUAAUAAUCGACCUCAACCGACACAAACUAGAGAUAGUAAUGUGUUUAUAAAUGCAAUUAACAGUGUGUACAUUGGAGGAGGUGUGGACUGUCCUGAACAAUCUUUAGCAGCCAUUUUAGAAGCCAUUAAGCUAUCGAGGCCAAAUUCGUACAUUUAUGUAUUUACGGAUGCUUUGGGAAAAGAUUAUGACAAAUUAGUUCCACAAAUAAUUGCUUUGACACAAAGGAAACACCCACAAAUAUUUUUUUUGUUGACGGGAUAUUGCUUAGAUAAAGUCUAUCCAGGGGACCAACGUAUGGCCUAUUCCACUAUAGCAGCAGUCAGCUCUGGUUUAGUAAUAGACCUGAACCGUAAAUCAGACAUCAAAAAAGUUUUCAAUUACAUCACUGAAAAUUCCAAACAAGGGAAGGUAUUAUUAAAAUCAGUCAGUUUUAAGAAAGGAAUUAAGCUUCCUUAUAUUAUAACGCUGAAUGUUGACCCUACAAUAAAAGAGAUGACAGUAUCAACAACAGGGGUUGAUGUUUCAUUGUAUGUGCUCAAUCCCGACGGGUCUAAACCUAACUCAAGUGAAAUCCAAAAUCUCCUUAAUUUAGACAAUAUAAACGUUUUCUGUGUUCAGCAACCAAAACCAGGGCUUUGGAAAAUAUACAUUACCAGAGCAAGAUCAGCUCAUUCAGUUGUGACAACUGCCCUUAGUUCAAAUACGUUUACUUACGGGUUUUCUAUAAUCCCAACUAACGAAUUAAAAGAAACAUCGAUCAAUCCUAUGAAAGGUGCACAAAACUACCUCUUGAUCAAGACGACUUCUCCUGAAUUGACAGACAGAGUUCUGUCUGUAACUCUUGUAAAUCUGGAUGGAGUCGUGUUAGGGAAAUACAACACAUCCUAUGUUCAUAAUGGUACUUACAUAAUCGGGCCUUUUGUCCCACCUGAUCGACUGUUCAAACUUGAGAUUCAUGGUGAGACGAAUGAUGGAUUCCCUUUAGAAAGGAUAUCGACGACUGCAAUUUCCCCGCAGAUGCCAGAAAAACCGUUUAUAUCGGGCAAGACCAAUAUAACAGCCAGAAUUGGGGAGCCGAUUGAUAUCAGUUGUCAUAUCCAAUCACUGGUCCCAGUAACAGUUAAAAUGUUUAAGAGACCUUCAACACAAAUCAUUUCAAAAAGUUUCUCGCAAUCUUCAGAAAUUUCGCACCAUAUACCGUAUGUAUCAAAGAGUGAUGAAGGAAUUUAUCUAUGUUGGUCCCAAAACAUAGCAGGGGUUACAAUUCUGACCAUAAACUUGGUAGUGACAGAAAGCCCUCCAGUAGUUGUAUUGGACCAAAAAUCAGUAGUAGCCCACAUGGGUGAAACACUAGAUAUCCAGUGUAGAGUGCAUAGUCGUACUCCACACCGACUGUCCUGGAAGAAAAUAUUCUCCAAUAAUACCUCUUAUCAGGAAAGUAUUAUGGAAACUGAUCAACCAUCUGCAAGCAUUCAGUUUGAUCAAUUAACAGUACAAGACAGUGGAGUCUACAUUUGCUCUGCUACAAAUGGCGGUGGUGAAGAUAGUGUUCAGGUAGCUGUGGAAGUUAUAGAAAGGCCCGAAGUUGAAGUUUCAAACAAUGUAUUCUAUUUUAAAAUUAACAGUCCAAUUUUGCUAGAAUGCAAAAUAACUAAAGGCAUACCUAUGCCUACAAUAAAGUGGUUUAAAAGUUAUUUUCUUUUGAAUGCAUCAAAAGAAAUUAAUAUUCAACAUGCUGAGAAUUCAAUUCAAUUGAAAAUUGAAAAUGCAAAGAAAUCUGACCAAGGAGUGUACAUAUGUUUGGCUUCUAAUUCUGCUGGAACUUAUCAUAAGGAGAUAAAUGUUUAUCUUGGUGAGGAACCAGUCGUUUCAAUACAUUACUACAAGAACAUAGUUUAUUCUCUAUCUGGGCAAGACUUACAAAUUCAAUGUAAUGCUUCUGGCGUACCAAAGCCUCAUGUGGUUUGGAAGAAAAAGACAAACAAUGGAAUCUCCGACGUCAACCAUUCUAAUGGAGUUUUGAACUUCAAGUCACCGACUCUAGAAGACAGUGGAAGAUAUAUCUGCAUUGCUACUAACAUGAUAGGCCGUGGGGAAGAUUCAAUAUUUGUGACAUUUGGGACCAACCCUAAAAUAGAGACAGCAUCAACAGACGCAAACUUGGAAAUAGAUGGUACAGCAAGCCUUUCUUGUACUACUUCUGGAAUACCUGAACCGAGAAUAACUUGGAGAAGAAAGGAUGGCAAAGCUGUUCAAGCUCAAUCAAUAGAAAACAUUCUUGAUUUUAGAAAAGUAACAUUAGCGCACCAAGGCAUUUAUAUUUGUAAGGCAGAGAACUAUUUUGGAAUGGAUGAAAAAGAAGUAAAUGUCUCAAUUAUAGGAACAACUCCUCCUAAAUUAAUUCAAAAUGGAUCUGAUCAAAUUGUCAAACAUUUAAUUGGAGAAAGAGUUGAGCUUCAGUGUGUCAUAAAGGAAGGAAAUCCUCAACCAAAAAUAAGAUGGGAGCAAUAUGGGGGGGACACAGAUGCGCUUGGUUUGUAUGGUUUUGUUGCGAAAAAUGGUUCGCUGAUCUUCAAUGCUUUAAGUAUAAGACUAAUUGGAAACUAUUCUUGCAUUGCUGAGAAUGGUGUUGGAGUUGAUAUGAAAAAUGUCACCUUGCAACAAUUUGAACCACCAAUUAUUUAUGAAAGGACAAUAUCCAGUGUCACUGCAAAUGUCGGGAAUCCAGUCAUUCUUCAUUGUGAAACAACUGGAGAUCCAAAGCCUACAGUGAAAUGGACGAGAGAUUCAUAUCAGUUCAAUUCAAUAAUGAGAGGCUAUAGAAAAGAAAACUCUACAUCCCUGUACUUUGAUGCGGUACAGGUAGAAGAUUCAGGCAGGUACUUGUGCUUAGCUAAAAAUUUAGCUGGGGAAAUGACAAAAGAAGUGACUCUCCAAGUGUUUGUUCCACCUAAAAUACUUUCAUGGAAGAAAGAGGUGUCAGUUGAAUUGGGGAAUGCCAUCUCAUUGAGAUGUAAUGCAGUUGGAAUACCAAAGCCGGACGUAAAGUGGCUAAAAGAUAAUAUUCCCCUAAAAAAAUACUAUGGUGGUGAAGUAUGGUUCACGCCUGAAACUUCCGACGCAGGGGUUUACACAUGCCUUGCUGAAAACAAAGUGGGGAUUGACAAGGCUGACAUAAUGCUUGAAAUAUUGGAAAAACCUGUUAUCAAUAAUUUACCAAAUGAAAUAGAAGUUAUUAAGGGAAAACAGGCUGUCUUGAUCUGUAAAGCAACAGGAUAUCCAUUGCCAAAAGUACAUUGGGAAUUUAAUGAAAACAUAUUAAAUGGAAAAAAUGAAGGAAAUGGGACUGUUGUACUGAACAUUUCUAAAGCUUCAGAUACCGAUGAAGGAAUUUAUUUAUGUGUCGCGUCAAAUAAAGUUAACACCAUAAUGAAAAAAGUCCAAUUAUUAGUUUUAGAACCACCAUUGAUAACUCCAUGGGUAGACAUAGCAAAAGCAGCUCCUGGAGAAGAAGUAGUGCUGGAAUGCAAUGCUGUUGCAAAACCUAAAUCUGAAAUUUCCUGGUUCCUGAAUGGUGAACCAUUCAACGAAGGAUAUCUGUCAUCAGACGGCACACUCAGGUUCCAAGUGCGUAAGAACCAUUCUGGCGAUUUCAAUUGUGUAGCAAUAAAUAAAGCCGGUAGUGAUUCUAAAAAAAUCACUCUGCUAAUUUUAGAGCCUCCAAAAUUUGCACCCAACUUGCCAAGCACAGUUCAAACCCUGUCUGGGAGUAAUCUAGACCUUUUGUGCCUUGCCUUUGGAGAGCCAGAACCAAUCGUACACUGGGAACGGAAUAAUUCUCUUUCCCCGAAUUAUAAAACUUCAUUUUCCUCAAUAAAAGACAUCUUAACUAUUUAUAAUAUAACUGUGGAUGAUGAGGGAAUGUACACAUGCCGAGCAGAAAAUAAAGCAGGAAUUAGUUCUUACACAGUAAAGCUGAUUGUUUUUGAGAUCCCUAAAACAAUGUUAACAAUAAAUAGUGCUCACAACAGCGCCGUAUAUGAAAACCAAGAAAUUAUUUUAAGAUGUGAAAUUAGAGGAAAACCAGCACCAAAAGUAACAUGGCAUAAAGAUGGUAAACUUAUUGCAAAAAAAUAUACUUUCAAUAGUACAGUUUUAAGGUUUACAGCUACGGAACAAGAUUCUGGAAAUUUUACUUGUAUUGCCAGUAACUCAGUCGGCUCGGACAACUCAACAAUCCAGAUUAUUGUUAAAGUUGAGCCAAAAUUUGAAAACCCAGAAAAUGAAGAGUUAGCUUUUGUGGAAAACAGUGAUGCUGUAUUGAUGUGCAAAGUAAAAGGGUCCCCCUUACCAAAAUUAAUCUGGUCACAAAAUGGGAUGCUUAUAAAGAACCAUUUUAUAUUAGAAGGGAACGGCACUAGCAAGUUGUACCUACAAAAUGUGACAUAUAAGAAUUCUGGCAAGUACUCGUGCAUGGCAGUCAAUGUUUUAGGGACAAAGGAAAAAUUCUAUCACGUUGACAUUCAAUCACUGCCAUCUAUAGUCGAUGAAAUCCUUCCAAGCGAAGUGAAUGUAAAUUUUGGCGAGGAUUUUGCCCUACCUUGCACUGUAAAAGGGCAGCCAAAACCAGAUGUCAAAUGGAAAAUUGGCGGCGAAUUUGUUCCUUCUAACAUUAUCACAGAAGUUUAUAUGACUCUUGAGGAUAACACAUUAGUUUUGAUGAAUGUAUCUGAAAAAACUUCAGGAGAAUAUGUCUGUACAGCCACUAAUAAUCAAGGGAUUGUUAAAAAAGUUUAUAAGGUUACAGUAUCAGCACCAAUUCCUUCAAUUCCUGAAGAUUUUGAAUUAGUAGAAGAGUUGGAUGGAAACCCAGCCAAACUCCACUGUUUGGCAAAACCUGGGGAAGAAAUAAUAUGGUUCAAAAAUGGUGUAAAUAUCAAAGAAAAAAGAAUAAGGUCAGAUGUUGAUCAGUACGAAGUCAAAGACAAUGGAAUGAGACUCAACUUUGAUGAGGUCUACUCUUCUACUGGUGGAAAUUACACGUGCAUUAUUAAAAGGAAUGGUAAAAGUAUCACAAAAAAUUUCUUCCUGAAUGUACUACAUACGCCAUAUUUUUUGGACGAGUUCUACGAAUCUGAGUUUAAGGUUGAAGAAGGAAAUGGUGUUAAAAUAAACUGUGACAUCGGUGGAAACCCAUUGCCCAAGGUGACAUGGAGAUUUAAAAAACAUGAUAGCUUAAGCCAAAUACCGAUAACAAAUCUAACAUUACCAAACGUUGAAAUGUCUGAGGGUAUUUUGAAAAUAAUAGAAGCUCAACUAUCUCACAACGGUAUUUACAUGUGUCAAGGGAGCAACAAAGUUGGCAGUGUCAAACGGUCAUUUAAUCUAAAAGUUUCAAGAGGUCAAAAAAGAGUUGUAAACAAAUCUGAAGUGAAAUAUUUUAUUGAAAAUGAACCCUUUGAAUUACACUGUGAUAUCAAAGGAGAUUCAAAUAGCUCAUAUAAAUGGGAAUUUCAAUCUUCAAUAAACAGCAUUUGGAAUUCAAAUCUUACUGACAAUAUGAACAUUUUGAGGAGAAAAAGAGCCAAUAAGUUCCAUCAUGGUUUAUUUUACUGUAGAGGGGAAAACGCAAAAGAGAAAAUUGAGAAAAGUUUCCAAGUCAAUGUAAUAGUUUCUCCGAGUAUUGCUGCAAAUGGGACUUCAGAGUUUACUGUCAUGGAAUCGAGACCUUUUGAACUGCAUUGUAUCGUCUUUUAUCUGACAGAAGUGAAAGUGGUUUGGAAUACCAGGCAAAACACAAUUCUGACAAAUAAUAGCACUAAUUUAUCAAUAACAGAAAUUGGUAAUAAACACAUUCUCCGAGUCUUCAAUUCAUCCAAAACAGAUGAAGGCGUUUACACGUGUCUUGCGAAAAAUCGAGCUGGUACAGACAAGCAGUCAUUUAAAGUGAAAAUUAUUGCACCGCUCAAGUAUUUGAAGGAUAUUUCAACAAAAUUAUACCAGACCGAGGGCCUGCCUUUGAAGAUCAAAUGUCCUAUUUGGAGUGAUGUCAAAAGUGAGAUCCUUUGGGAAAAGGACAAUGUCUUGAUUGAUAAAAUAAAUGCUUAUUUGAAUCAAAGUGAUUACAUCAUUGAAAAAACAAAUAUUUCUAAUAAUGGCUCCUAUAAGUGCAAAGUCUUUAACCCAGGUAGCAAUUUGGAGGCUACUGUAAACGUUUUUAUAUUAGUGCCGCCUAAAAUCUUAAUAAAAUCAAGUGCCAUAUUAUUGGAGGUUUCAGAGGGAAGUAACAUGACUAUAAACUGCUACACCUCUGGAAUUCCAUUACCCUCGGUUUCUUGGAGAAAAAAUCACUCAAAUGCUAAUGAUAAACUUUAUUCCUAUUCUUAUCACAAAAAUUGUCAGCAACUAAAAAUCUAUAAUCUAACACUGAAGGAAAGUGGUUCUUACACUUAUACGGUUCAAAAUGAGGUUGGUCAAGAUGAACGACACUUUGAAGUUAUUGUAAGAGCUUCAUCAAAUUUAGUAAGCCAAAACAUCAAUGUAGUUAAAUUUGUCAGUGGUUCUUCCUUCACUCUAAAGUGUAUGGUGCCUGGAAAUAUUAAGCAAAAUAUUACUUGGUUCAAAGGCAAUUCAUUGUUAACAAAUUCCAAAGAAAAUUUGCACUUUGUCAAUGUCAAGGAAGAAGAUGGUGGAAUUUAUUAUUGUGCAAAUAAUAGCGGUCUUAUAAAUACAUUUUCUUUGAUAGUUAAAGUGAAAUUACAUUGGAGUGAAUGGUCCCAGUGGAGUUCUUGUAGUAAAUCUUGUGAUGAGGGUGAACAAAUUAGAACAAGAGUCAUUGUUGGGAGAAAAAGUGGACCUUUGGAGAAUUAUUUUAUCGAAUACGACAAUUCCACAAUAACAGGUCCAAGUGUGGAAAAACAGCAAUGCAACUAUCUCCCCUGCACUCCAAAUGGAAUUUGGAGUGACUGGCUAGAUUGGAGUUUGUGCUCAUCCUCAUGUGGAAAAGGAACAAGAUAUCGCUCCAGAAUUUGCCAGGGUUUUGAUUGCAUUGGUGAAGGCAAUGAAUCUGAAAGCUGCAGCUUGAAUCCUUGCCCGAUUAAAGGGGGGUGGAGUGAUUGGUCGGAGUGGAAUCACUGUUCCGUUACUUGCGGGAAUGGAGUAAAAAUGAGAGUACGCUCAUGCACUAAUCCAAAGCCAGAAUUUGAUGGUGAAAAUUGCUCAGGGAAUGGAAGAGAAAUUGUGCAGUGCAGUAUUGAAAAAUGCUCACUCGGGGAAUGGUCACCUUGGUCUGUAUGGAGUCCUUGCAAUGUCUCAUGUGGACGUGGGAUUCAAAUAAGGACGAGAGUGUGCCUGCUGGAAAAUCGAGAUUUAACCUGUCAGGGAAAUAAAACCCAGAUCAUAAGGUGUAAAAAACAAUCUUGUCAUAAAAAUCAAAAAAAUUAAAAAUGAAAUCAUUCUAAAGGAAGGAAGAAAAGGAUCUUAAUCAUAAUUAUUUAGGGAGCAUUUUAAGCCAAGCGCAUGGUAAUAUAUAAAAAAUCAACCUUUUCAUUUUGUUUUUUAAUUUUUCUAUAUUUGUAACACAAUUUGUGUACAUUCUUAUAUUGUUAUUUACUAAGUGUAAAGUUGUUAAUUUAAGAACUGUUUUUUAUUUAGUAAAUAUAAAAUAAAUUGUU